AAAAUUAUAAAUAAAGGUCCCGAAGAAACCUGACCUUUUCAACUGCCAAUUUCUUUAGAAUUUCUAAGCAAGCUGACAAAAACUGCUUCUUCUUGAUGUUGUCUUUGCUGGUUCUCUGAUAUUUCUUUUUUUUUCAGCAUUUUCCCAACCGAAAUUUCAUUAAAAAUAAGAACCCGACGAAACUGUAUCCUCGGAGUUUCAGACCCAAUUACCAAACAGAAACGUAUUUUUUCAGGUGUUUUUUUCUUUUGGCGUGCUCUGGUGGUAAUGGAAUUGGUCGGUUUCAACAUCUGCUUUUGUUGGCAACUUUCUUAUUUUGAUUUUCUGUGUUUUUGUUUUUUUGGGUACCCAUAUGGGAUGGUCAGAUCACAUAGAAUUCUUAAGAACGGAGAUUUUUGGAUGCUAUGAAGGAAGAACCUUUACUGCAGUUGCUUGAUUUCUUGGAUACCCGAAUAGGGAUUUGCCUUCCAUAGCCCGGAAUGGAACAAUUCCGGCACAUUGGAGAGGUACUUGGAAGUUUGAAGGCUCUCAUGGUAUUGCAUGACGAUAUUGAAUUCAAUCAAUCUCAGUGCCGCUUGCUGCUUGAUAUUUUCUGUUUGGCAUUUGACACGAUCGCGGGGGAGAUCAAGCAGAACCUGAAGUUGGAAGAGAAGAAUAGGAAAUGGAAAGCUCUUGAGCAGCCUUUGAGAGAGCUCAACAGAGUUUUCAAAGAAGGAGAGCUCUAUAUCAAGCAUUGCUUGGAUUCCAAGGAUUGGUGGGGAAAAGCAAUCAGUGUCCAUCAGAACAAGGACAUUGUUGAAUAUCACAUCCACAACUUGUUCUGCUACUUCCCGGCCGUAAUUGAGGCCAUUGAGAAUGCUGGAGAGAUAGCAGGACUUGAUGAGGAUGAGAUGCAAAAGAGGAGAGUCGUGCUCAUGAGGAAAUAUGAUAAGGUUUGGAAUGAUCCUAAACUCUUCCAAUGGAAAUUUGGGAAGCAGUACUUGAUCCCUAGAGAAAUUUGCAACCGGUUGGAUGGUGCUUGGAGGGAAGAUAGAUGGAGGCUAAUUGAAAUACUAAAGGAGAAGAGAAGUUCGGUGUCUGCUUCAUUGACAAAAAAUGAGCUUCAGCUUUGCAACUUACUGCUUGAGAAACUAAAUGGGUCAGAGCAAUUUAAGGGGAAACUCUUUCCAAGUUCCAUUUUAUUAGGAGCAAAGGAUUACCAAGUGAGGCGCCGGUUAGGAGGGGGAAGUCAGUACAAGGAAAUUCAAUGGUUGGGGGAAAGUUUUGUUUUAAGGCACUUCUAUGGAGAGAUUGAGCCUCUGAAACCUGAGAUUUCCUCUCUCCUAUCUCUUUCCCAUCCCAACAUAUUGCAAUACCUUUGUGGCUUUUAUGAUGAGGAGAAGAAGGAGUGCUUACUUAUUAAGGAGUUGAUGAACAAGGACCUUCGCUCCUACAUGAAGGAGAACCGUGGCUUAAGGAGACAGAUUCUAUUCUCUAUCCCGGUAGUCGUUGACAUCAUGCUUCAGAUUGCAAGAGGCAUGGAGUAUCUCCACUCUCGGAGGAUCUAUCAUGGAGAUAUGAACCCUUCUAACAUCCUUCUCAAAGCGAGGAAUCACACAGAAGGUUAUUUUCAAGCAAAAGUCGCUGGUUUUGGUCUAUCAUCAAUCACGAAUUCUACUUCUCGAAAUGCAACAAAACAAAACACCGAACAGAAUACGGAAAACCCUUUUAUUUGGUAUGCACCUGAAGUUCUGGCUGAGCAAGAAAAGCCUGGAAGUGCUUGCACUUCCAAGUACACUGAGAAAGCAGAUGUCUACAGCUUUGGGAUGCUUUGCUUUGAGCUCUUGACAGGGAAGGUUCCUUUUGAAGACAGCCAUCUUCAAGGAGAGAAGAUGAGCCGAAAUAUAAGGUCAGGGGAGAGGCCUCUCUUUACAUUGCCUUCACCUAAAUACCUAGUGAACUUGACCAAAAAAUGCUGGCAAACUGACCCAACACAGCGCCCAAGCUUCUCAUCCAUCUGUAGGAUUUUACGCUCCAUUAAGAAAUUCCUGGCCAUGAGCCCUGACAAUGGUCAACCUGAACUGCAGUUACCUUCUGUAGACUACUGUGACAUAGAGGCCUUGUUCAAAAAAAAGUUUUCUGCAGAAGGUGGUGGUGAGUUAGCCCCAGUAUCUCAAAUUCCAUUUCAAUUGUUCGCAUAUAAACUUACGGAGAAGGAUAAGACUUGUAUGAGCAUCAAGGAUAAGUGCAGUGAUCCGGCAAAUGAUGUAGCCUCAACUCACAGAGAAGAUGAAGUAUCCGUGUUGGAUGAUCAAUUGGUUCCGGCCAGCGAUGCAGGCUCAGUUUCUUUUGAUGUGUUGUCAUUUUGUUCUGAGACACCAAUUAAGAAAGUAGUAGCAAGAAAGAAAUAUCCAGAAUCGAAGACGAGAAAAGUCCCAGGAACACCAAAAUCUCAGACACCAAGACGUUCACCAGCACAAUUGCCAUUGAGAAAAUGUGCUCACAGUUUGAAGACGAACAGAGGGAGUAAGUCACCAUUGGUUAUGAGCCCCUUGCACCCAAGUAUAGGAAGGAGUUCUGGCCCAGAAUCUAGGAUAAUGUAGUGACCUCACCAUACUGCAAUAGGGAUGUCGGUGUUCCAUAGAAAUUUUGUCCGAAGCCUGGGAUUCUCAUCAUAAUUUCACACAUUUAUGUCACUCUUUGUUCUACGUGAGAGAGAAUAUAUGGUUCGGUUUGAAAGGUUAGAGACAGCGAAACUUUCAUGCUUGGCUGCAUCAUGUAAUACCUAUAGAAGUUUCUCUUGUUAUAGGCCUUCAUAGUUUUACUGAGUAGCUAAAUUUUGUGAUUUAUAUUUUCUGCCUAUUAU
Molecule: messenger RNA, 2845 nt
Organism: Juglans regia (Persian walnut)
Lineage: Eukaryota; Viridiplantae; Streptophyta; Magnoliopsida; Fagales; Juglandaceae
Product: serine/threonine-protein kinase MARK2-like
Exons: 3
Coding region: 480-2582 (700 amino acids)
Biological process (GO): protein phosphorylation; signal transduction
Cellular component (GO): cytoplasm
Molecular function (GO): protein kinase activity; ATP binding
Source: RefSeq, a predicted model, not a curated record